CGUUUCAAAAACACGAGCAGUUUCUUGCAGACAAGAUGACAUUUACUGGCUUAUUUUUCUUCUGUAUGCUGAUGGACAUGCUAACAGAUGCCCGAUCCAUCCAGGAUGGAGAUGAUCUCUAUGGGGAAGCUGCAGCCUUGCCCUACUGGCCCUUCUCAUCCAAUGAUUUCUGGUCCUAUGUGGAAUAUUUCCGGACCGUAGGAGCCUACAACAGGAUCAAUGACAUGGCCAGAGCCUUCUUUGCCCAGUUCCCUUUUGGGAGCCACCUUGGCUACCACGUGCAUGACCACGAGCAUUGAGUGCCUCGCUCAGCCUUGCCAGAGCUGCUGCCCAGGUGUUUGGGUGAGCACCUGCCUGCCACUGAACACACCUGGGCUGCCUUCACCUGCUUUGUGACACCAUGGUCACGUGCAGCAUUUUAUGGCUUCAGGACUCUCUUUUUUACCAUUUCUUGUAAAGGUGUUUGAGUGAACACCUGACUGCCAGCAAACACUGUGCCUCAGCCACUAAGUGACACUGUAGACACAUGCAGCAUUUCAGGCUUUGAAUUAAUCCUUUUUACAAUUUAUGCUUCUGUGUGAUACAAUAAACUUGUUCAUUCUGCUA
Molecule: messenger RNA, 606 nt
Organism: Lonchura striata (white-rumped munia)
Lineage: Eukaryota; Metazoa; Chordata; Aves; Passeriformes; Estrildidae
Source: RefSeq, a predicted model, not a curated record